AUGCAGCGCUAUAGAGAAGACGCCUCUGACGAGAGCCAUGAUGAAGAAGACAUCCCUUUACAUUACAAGCGGGCUUUCGGUGCGGGACUGAAGCGACAAAGGGUCGAGUUUGUUCCCGCCCAAGAUCCCGAUGCUGGAACCACAACCACAAUAACACCAGUCAAAUCAACAGACACUUCCAUCGGCGAUUUGUAUGCUAGCAUCGUUCUAAAGCCUUCCGAAGACAAAGAUCCCAAAGCCUCAGAAGAAGAGCCAGAGGAAAUAUGUCCAGACUGCAAACUCCCCAUCUCAUCCACUUCACAGCCUCACGAAGCAUCCUUCGCUCACCAAGUCUCACUCACACAUUCACACCCCCCAUCAGCACUUGAUCGCUCGCGCAUGGGUCUCAAAGCCCUGAAAUCUCAAGGUUGGGACCCUGAUGCCCGACGAGGUCUAGGAAGAGAGGGCGAGGGAAUGCGAUAUCCCAUCAAAGUGGUGGCAAAAGAAGAUACCCUCGGCAUCGGAGCGACGAUACCGAAAGAGAUCCAAGAAAAGAAAAAGGAAGAGAAGGCCAGGCCAUUAAACAGAAAGGAAGCGAAGCAGCUGGCGGCUAAGGAACGACAACAGCAUGAGAGACUACAGGGUGAGAUUUAUGGGAGAGUUGAUGUGGAAAGCUAUCUGAAAGGAAAAGGCGACGAUGGUUGA
Molecule: messenger RNA, 684 nt
Organism: Fusarium musae
Lineage: Eukaryota; Fungi; Ascomycota; Sordariomycetes; Hypocreales; Nectriaceae
Exons: 1
Coding region: 1-684 (227 amino acids)
Molecular function (GO): nucleic acid binding
Source: RefSeq, a predicted model, not a curated record